AUGGACUCCCUUCCCGUCGAGGUAUACUGGAUACUAGCGAGGUAUCUAUCCACCCGCGAUCUCAGCAGCUUGGUCAGAUGCAGUAGGCUAAACCGCAAACGCGCCCAGCCACUUCUAUACCAGACUCUGCAGCUCAAUUUCACAUCUGGUAUCGUUGACUGCAGUACCAUGCUAGUCCUAAGGACGCUAUCGACAAACCUACAGUUAGGCGGUUUGGAAUUAUCGCUGCAUGGUUUUUGUGUCUCUGAACUUGUACCUGCCAGAACAUGGAAUCUGCGUAAUCUGGACCUCAAUCUCUGCCCUGGUGCCGAUCGAUUGAUUCAGCGUUUGUUGGAAACGAAGAAACUCAGCUCCUUGAAAGUUCUACGUUUUGCCGGCCAUCUUUCGAGGCAUUCUUUUUUGGAACUGCUCUCGUAUUUAGGUAAGACGUGCGAGUUGGAGGAGCUCUCGCUUCGACUGGGAGGAUUGUCUCAUCUCGCCGGUAAGAGUGGUGCCAUAAGUUCGGUCCAUCACACUGAAGUAAUGGCGAACUCCAAUGAAGCCGACGAACCUGUUCGACGCUUACGCUCGUCGUUGCUCGAAAAUGUCAUGAAUCACGGCAAGAUGCUUCGGCUAUUGGUAUUGGAUAUUCGAGAGGUCAUAGAUCAACCGCAGUCAUGCAUGCGAUUCGAUCUCUACGGAGUGCAGAAGCUCAUUGGGUCAUGUCCCAAGAUCGAGUUUAUUGGCAUGCCAGUCAACCUGCAGGCUUCUGGCGGGCAGCGUUAUCGACGAAUGAAUUAUGAAAAGAACAUCCAUUUAUCGGCGAGGCAGCUGAAAGCGUUCCAUCUCCGGGGCGAUUAUCGCCCCUUCAGUAGAACUCUGAACGACGCUAAGCACGUGUCAAAGCCAUUCCGAAACCGCUCAGAUUUUGAAAUCUUCAUAGGUCACUACGAUAAACUCCGAAAAGUUUCUUUUAAUCUUAAGGGCGAGCGGAAGUUCCUCAACGUCAAAGAGGAGGAGGUCAAAUUGUAUGAUUUAAAUUUGUGA
Molecule: messenger RNA, 1026 nt
Organism: Fusarium redolens
Lineage: Eukaryota; Fungi; Ascomycota; Sordariomycetes; Hypocreales; Nectriaceae
Exons: 3
Coding region: 1-1026 (341 amino acids)
Source: RefSeq, a predicted model, not a curated record